Messenger RNA from Saccharomycodes ludwigii, 801 nucleotides. It is a transcript of the gene YPT35, whose product is annotated as Ypt35p. The record is from RefSeq and is a predicted model, not a curated record. Gene Ontology annotation, molecular function: phosphatidylinositol binding. NCBI's taxonomy places the organism in Eukaryota, Fungi, Ascomycota, Saccharomycetes, Saccharomycodales, Saccharomycodaceae. The transcript has a single exon. The coding region runs from base 1 to 801 and encodes 266 amino acids.
AUGUCCAAUACAACCAAAGAUAACCCGACAGCAGCUACAUUAUUACCAAAUACUAAUAGCACACAACCCCUUAAUCAAAAUAAACACCAUAGCGAUGAUAAUGAUAGCUUAUCACAUCACCAUUCCAAUAUGGAUAAUACCAGGUUAAGUUUUAUAGAACCGAUAAGUAUAAAUGAAGAGAUCCAACAACAACAACAACAAGAUAAGGGUACGAAUAAUAAAAACAAAUCAAACAAUGAUAAUAACAAUGAUCCAUUUGUAAAUGUUGAGAUAUUGGAAGGCAAUAUAAUAAACGGAACCUUAUUACAAACAAAUACAAAUAACAUGAGUAUGAGAAGUGUUAAUAACCUAAUACCAACUAAAAGUAAGACUAGCAUUGGUGGUAAUAACAAUAUUCUGCCAGUAAGUACGUAUGACGGGAAGAAAUUUAUGGUGUGGACAAUGAGGAUAACUUUGACAUAUGGGAAUCAACAAUUGUAUUGUUACAAACGGUACAGUGAAUUUGUAGUUUUUAGAAAUAAAAUAUUACACAAAUUAAAUAUGUAUUACAAAGAAAAACAAAGACAAGGCAACAAUAGCAUUAACAGAUAUACAAAAAUCGUAAUACCUGAAUUACCCCCGCCUGUGAGUUGGUGGAAAUGUUGGGAAUAUGAUAGGGUUAAUUUUGAUAGACAUUGGUUACAACAUAGACAAGCAGGGUUAGAGUUUUUUAUGUGUAGUGUGUUAUUGGAUAAAGAUAUUGUUAAUCUGUGUUUUGAUAUUAUACAAAAGUUCAUAUUAAAUAAACCAAUAUAUGCUUAA